Molecule: messenger RNA, 540 nt
Organism: Didymodactylos carnosus
Lineage: Eukaryota; Metazoa; Rotifera; Eurotatoria; Philodinida; Philodinidae
Source: the annotation of a GenBank genome assembly
AUGAGUAAGAAUCCCACAGUUCAAGAGAAAAUGAAAAGUGAACUGACAUCUUAUUCGAUUACACGUGAAACUCAGUUAACACUUGAAACAGUAGAUCAGCUGGAAUACGUCGAUUGUGUACUGAAAGAAACACUUCGUUAUGCACCGAUUGCCGAUGCCACUGGUCGUACAGUUGUAGCGGAAUCUGAUAUUAUCGACGGAGUGAAAGUACAAAAAGGUGAAACAAUACUAAUCGCAAUACAAAAUAUUCAUCGUGAUCCAAGAUAUUGGAAUAUUGAUCCACAACUCUUCUAUCCCGAACGGUUUUUAAACGAAGAUAAAAAUCAUCACCCGUACGCUUUUCUUCCAUUUGGCGCUGGACACCGUCAAUGUGCUGGUCAAGACUUAGCUCGAUUUGAACUGAAAAUAAUUGUUGUUAGAUUGAUGCAAUUUAUUACAUUUGUAGAUGGAGGUGAAAUUGAAAAUUCAGGUGGUUUGUCACAGAGAAUAACGUGUACACCGAAAAAUAUGGCUGUCUAUGUAAAAUUUGAUAAAGACUGA